AUGAAGGCAGCAAAUCGCUUCAGUUCGCGAUUGAACCCACUGCCCCGCCUUUCUUCCCCACCUAUGGACUUCUACGUGCCCGAACACGAGCGGAUCGCCGUCACAACCAUGCCACCUGCCACACAUCCCACGCCUGCCGCACUCGAUACGCCCCGGUCGCCCGCGCCACAAAUCCCAGUGAAAAAGAGCAAGGCGAGGCUUGCCCCAUCAGACCUGACGACGGUCGAAAAGGCCAAUUACUACAUGAAGGAGGCGCUCAAGGACGAAACACCCGGCGAGGUUGUACAUCUGUGGAAGCUUAUGAAGAGAAACAACCUGAUCCCCAAUCGCGACUCGUACAAGCUCCUGGUGAGAGCGUUCGCGAUGGAGGGUCAAGCCGACGAGCCACUUCAACUCAUCAACGAGAUGGAUGAGAACAACAUUCAGCCCGAUCUGGAUAUUUACAACGGCCUGCUCAACUGUCUGGCAGAGGCAAAGCAGGGGUCGAGCUUCGGUAUCGCCAGCAUUUUGCUGUACGGCGUGCGGCACGGGCUCACGCCCAAUGCCACCUCUCAACACUUGCUCGUGUUGGCUUACGUCAACGCCGGCGACUUCCGCAGGGGUUGGCGGCAAGUCGAAGUCAUGAAGGAAAAGGGGAUCCAACCUUCGGCCGAAGUCUUUCAUGCUCUCCUCAGCUCUAGCAUGCUUCGUGCCCUUCCCAGAAACACUAUCCAGGUUGUCGAGGAAAUGGUGCGGCUGGGCAUUAAGUUGCGCAAGAACGACGUUCAGCAGGUGCUCGACAUUUGUCUGCGCAACGAGCAGCUCGACGACCUGCAGAACUUCAUCAAGCACAUGGAGGCCAGCAACACGCCGAUCAGCGAAAAGCAGCUCACGCCGAUACUCGUCUUUGCAGGCAGGCGCGCCAACCCCGAAUUCACACUCCAGCUCAAGGAAAAAUACGUGCACGCGGGGUGCACGAGACAUGCCGCACACACUGCUUACGAGUCUCUCAUCCGGUCGCAAGCCAACGCCAUCCGGUUUCCCGAGGCGUUCAAGACACUAGCGGAGAUGCACAAGGAAGGACUGAGACUUCGCUCGCACGCCUCGAGAGCCCUUGUCGAAGCCAUGAGCCGAGAUUGCCGAGUCAUUGACGACGUCUACGUCCAUGUCGAGCAGUUGCAAUCUUCCGAGGACGUGGAAGUGGAUCCCGAUGUGAUGCGCACAUACCUGAAUCUCAUCAUCGAGGCCUGUUCGCAGACGCAGCAGUUUUCCAAAGCGUUUGACACGUUUGCGGCGUUGGAGUCUUUCGGGCUCAAGCCCGACGUCCAGUCUUUCCACGCUGUUCUCAAGGGGAUUUGCAGCGUGCCCGGCCAUCUCGCUGCUGUGACGCAAGUCUACGACCAACUCGCCAAGAAUGAUCUGCGACCGACGGCCGAGACGUUUCACCACGUCAUCUCGGCCUUCCUGGUCAACAACGAGCUCCAAAACGGACUCGAGCUUCUCGGCGUCGCACGGGACCUCGAGGUCAACGUGGGCUACGACACCUGCGCGAUGAUCGUGCGCAAGAUGGCGCGCGUGCAGCACACCGAACUCCUCGAACGCGCCCAACAGGCCAUGGAGUCUCUCGGCUACCGGCCCGAGUACUUCCUCCCCCACCCCGCCCCCAAUUCCUACCAGCCUCCCGCGUUGGAGUCGUAUUUGAGCAGACCGCGAAGCAUGCCCGUCGACCUCGACACCUUGCGACAACGGCGGCCAUACUAG
This is a messenger RNA of Acanthamoeba castellanii str. Neff, 1740 nucleotides long. Its product is annotated as pentatricopeptide repeat domain containing protein. NCBI's taxonomy places the organism in Eukaryota, Discosea, Longamoebia, Acanthamoebidae. Gene Ontology annotation, molecular function: protein binding. Bases 1 to 1740 code for a protein of 579 amino acids. The transcript is spliced from 16 exons. The record is from RefSeq and is a predicted model, not a curated record.